Rhinocladiella mackenziei CBS 650.93 is the source of this 822-nucleotide messenger RNA. RefSeq lists its product as uncharacterized. Bases 1 to 822 code for a protein of 273 amino acids. The transcript has a single exon. The record is from RefSeq and is a predicted model, not a curated record. Lineage: Eukaryota; Fungi; Ascomycota; Eurotiomycetes; Chaetothyriales; Herpotrichiellaceae.
AUGCCCAACCCGGCUUUGCCGAAUAUGGUGCAUUAUUACCCGAUCUGGACUUCCCAUUUCAGCGAUGGGAACGAAGCAUUUCUUCUUCCAGACGAUGUCCUUUCUAAUCGUCUAGCCACUUAUGUGUGGUCGCAUCGAGAGUUUAUGGCCGCUCGCAGCCUCGCGGGGAAAUUACUACAAGGAAAGCGUGACGAUGCGGCCGACGAGAUUUUCAGCUGGCUCCAUCGUCGUCGAUUAGCCUUGAGUUCUUGGACGAUGCAGCUCUACUGCGACAUUGUGGAGACGAUCACACCACAAACACGCAUGUCUCGCACUGUACGACGGCAGCUACAAGCCUGUAUCUGCCUAGCUGUUUCGUACGGCAUGUCGUUUGUAUACAGCUUCACACUCCCUCUUCAGAAAUGGCUCCUGUACAUACCAAUCCAGCAUCUCCGAUCCCAAGUCGAGAUUUUGGUCCAAUACAUGUCGAAGCGCGGCACUCUGACAUCGUCUUCAUCGUCCAACGAACCAAGGACUUCACUCUCCCACCAUGAACCACUACCGUACCUGUUCCUCGUCGGCGCCUGCGCGGGACAAAUCUCCGACGAUGCCGGAAAGAGACCUGAACUCCUUGUCGACCGGCGUUGGCACUCGACAAGGUUCGCUAGGAUUUCACAACUGCUGGGUCUCCGCACGUGGCGCGAAGCACAGAAGAUCCUCAAGCGCUUUAUUUAUCAGGAAGGUGUGAUGGAUCGGUUCGUCGAGGGGCCUCUUCGAGCAGAGAGCGGAAUUGUUGCGGUUUGGCAAUGUGCUGGAUCAUUAAAAAUUUUACACCUCACGUAA